Molecule: messenger RNA, 6643 nt
Organism: Dreissena polymorpha
Lineage: Eukaryota; Metazoa; Mollusca; Bivalvia; Myida; Dreissenidae
Product: dual serine/threonine and tyrosine protein kinase-like
Exons: 14
Coding region: 138-3077 (979 amino acids)
Biological process (GO): protein phosphorylation
Molecular function (GO): protein kinase activity; ATP binding
Source: RefSeq, a predicted model, not a curated record
UAAAUUAGAAAACCAGGAACGCGAUCCGUUUGAGAGUGAUCUCCCUUCUGCGGAAAUUUUAUUUGGAAGGAAAUGGAGAAGUGAAAGUGCUAUGAAGGACUAAAAGCAAAAUUUGGACUAAAUUUAAGAUUGUCAACAUGUCUGCAGGCUUAGCAACAGGUAUCAAGCGGUACAGAAGGCAUUGUGGGCGGUUGAAAAGAAUCUUGGAUGAGACCAAAAGAUGCUAUGAGGACAUAAACUCCAACACGUCCAAUGAAAAUGAUAAGAUCCAGGUGUCAGACUUGGUCAGUGGAGAGGAAGGAAAAAUACUUUCAGUUGCCCAUAAGCAACCUGGCAUCCUAGUUUUAGGCCAAAACCAGUACUGUAAGGCAAAAAUUGUUAAUGAAAUCUUCAACCGAACAAUAUUUCCCAAUUUUGAAGGAACCACAGAUACUACAAAGUGUCGAACAGUGAGGUUUAAGAAUGGAGAAAAUAUUAGUCUAAGUUUGGAGGUACCUGGUGGUUUUACGCUACCGGCAAAUUUGGAAGCAUACAAUGGGCCGUGGAAUACAAUACCGCGGAAAGACUUAGAAGUGUCAGAGAAUGAAAGUGCGUCAUCAGACAUGGGAAUGGCCAUCUUAGAAGUGUCGUUUAAUCAUCAGCUUCUGCGUAACGAUUGCACUUUGGUGGUUGCUGGCACAAGCAUUCCAUUUGAAGAUGAAAUCAAGCGGUGCAUCGAGCACAUGUCACCCAUAGUGGUGUAUGCCUUCCAGGCAGAGCAGUUGUCCUCCAAGGAAAUACAGGACCUGGAGCUACUGAAGAGCAUUACGAGUUUCCAGCCUGUCUGUUUUGUGCGGAUUCCCACCCCUGAGACCCCUAUUCCCACUGUAUCUGGGUCUCCGUUUGGGGUCCCAUUUGUUCAGCCAGAUACCAGGGUCAGACCUCACCAACCAAGCUCACCCCAGCCCCAAAACAUUUUGAAUGGUUAUGAUGUUAUUUCUGACAAUGAAGAAACAAACGUCAAAACCCGGUUUGAAGACAACAAUAAUGACUCUGAGGAUGAUGGAGUAAGGUCAGGUCCAGCGUCCAGUGCAUCCAUCCAAGCCUCUCACCGAGUUGGCAAAGUUUUCAGUAUGUCGUUUCCCCCAGAACUGGCCAAGGUUGUGUAUGAGCAACUUUGCAAGGUCGGAUAUCUCUCCGAUACUCCGGGGGUGCGAAAUGUCAGUCAGACCAUGAUUCAGGACUAUUGCGAGGUCGAUAGCAUUCUAAUAACUGAAUGGGACAUAUUCAGUCAGGCGUUUGUUUCAUUUUCUGAACAAAUCAUGCAAAGAUAUCUAGUGAAUGCUGUUACUGUUCUAAAUCAAACCCACAUGGGCUGUUUACAGCAGUUUAUUUUGUUCGCUUUUGACAUGGCGAGGGACGUUUUGGUCACACCAAAGAAGAUUGAGUUUGCGCGUGAGAAAGAGGAAGGGUUGUUUAAAUCGCUGUUCCAGAUCGCAGUGGACAAGGGUGAUGAGGUUAGAGACAUGAUCGAGACUACCAUCGCAGACAGCCAGGGGAUGUUGAUCCAAAAAGCAAACGAAUACGACUUCAUAGGUGUGGAUUUUAAUGACAAGGGGGAGAUAAUCACCCCAAAGGGACUGAAGAUCUGCACGGGUCAGAUACAGGAGCUGGUGUUGGGCGGUCUUAACCAGGCUGUGGCUGGCAAGCUGGUCAGCUCAGUGAACAUUCUACGAGACUCCUACACAGGUACGCUGACACGAUGUCUGGAGAGUCUAGAGCGUGUAGAACAAGAACAUCCCGACAGCCACUCCACCACAGAAGCUCUCAAACAGAUUCUCAAUGCUGCCUACCAAGUUGAGAUUACAGUCCGUUCCAGCUCUACAUUCAUACAUUUACUCCUUCAAAGAAUGAAGCAGCUAGUGCAGGGCAUGCCAUGGCGAGAGAGUCCCAGGAUUGAUGACGAAUGGAAGAAGAAGGUUGCCAUGGAGAUGCUUGCCAGUCUCAGUGCAGCCAGACUGGCUAAGAGUAUCUCGUCCCAGAUCAAGGACAGGCUGAACAAGUCUCACAGUGCGUUCUCCACGGCGCUACGGCAACUCGAGAUGAAGCACACGGGGCGACUCGACAAGAUAGAAGAGGAACGACUCAAACUGCGCAAGGUGCAUGCACCAAGAGUUGCCAAGGUCGCACUGGAGAGUACCUCACUGAAAGAUCUCAUACUAUAUGGCAUGCCAGUGAUGGGCCGAGAGAUCGGUCGGGGUCAGUACGGAGUUGUCUACUCCUGCGACACCUGGGCUACAUAUUCCCCUUGUGCAGUGAAGUCAGUGGUCCCCCCUGAUGAUAAGCAUUGGAAUGACCUGGCACUGGAGUUCUUCUAUACCAAAAAUAUAAAUGAGCAUGACCGGAUAGUGAUGCUGCGGGGGUCCAUCAUUGACUACUCGUAUGGAGGGGGGACCACUCCGGCCGUACUGUUGGUGAUGGACCGCCUACAGAGGGACCUCUACACGGCAAUCAAGCAACACCUGGAGUGGGUGCCCAGACUCCAGGUGGCUAUGGAUGUGGUGGAAGGGAUCCGCUACUUGCACAGUCAGGGCCUAGUACACAGGGACAUCAAGCUGAAAAACGUGCUGCUGGAUAAAGACAACCGUGCCAAAAUAACAGACCUAGGAUUCUGUAAGCCAGAAGCCAUGAUGAGUGGUAGCAUCGUUGGCACGCCAAUCCACAUGGCCCCCGAGCUGUUCUCAGGGCGCUAUGACAGCAGUGUGGAUGUGUAUGCAUUCGGCAUACUCUUCUGGUAUAUAUGUGCGGGAAACGUGCGUCUGCCACAGAACUUUGAACUGUGUGCCAACAAGGAUCAGCUUUGGAACAAUGUCAAACGAGGUCUGCGCCCAGAGCAGUUGACAGUGUUUGAUGACGAGUGUUGGGACCUGAUGUCGGAGUGCUGGGAGGGGGAACCGGUGAAGCGCCCCCUGUUGGGAGACGUCCAUAUACGGCUGCAGGGCAUCUAUGACCGCUACCGGAACAAACCAGGAACCAAAACUGCCCGGGAAGCCACGGUCAAGACGAAAAAUGUAAAGUACAAACUACGAGACCCCUAAAGUUGUGAAGUACAAACUGCACGACCCUUAACUGACAUUGCUGUCAUAUGUGAUGAUUGAAUUGUACUUUGCACUGUCAACAAGUGUGAGAUUGCUAAUUGGCAAUUUACAUUGAUUAAUAUUUCUAAUAAGUAUUUAUUAUGCAGUCCAGUGGCAUGGUAUUUACUUAGAAAAUGGGCGUUAACUUGGAAAGUGUAUGAGCAUAACUUUUAUGUUGCUAAUUGGCAUUAACAUGAAAAGUGCAAGGUCAUGAUAUUUAUUUGGCUACUUCACAUUUGUUUGCACUGUCCAUGGCACAGUAUUUAUAUAAGUCUUCUAUAAAAUUGUGAAGUGUUAAAUGUUAUAAUUUGAUACCUAUUUGUUACUAGAAUGUAACUAAAACAUGAAUGGGCAAUCAGCAAUUGUUAUGGUGUGUUUGCAGGUAGUACGUUUUGGUCCUGUUAACUGUAGGCCAUGUUCGUCAGUAACCAUGCAUGUUUAAUUUACACAAGCUUACUGUAGUAUUUUAUUAAAUGAUUAGAAACACACACUUUACAUACAUUCCACUGGUCCAUGUUGGAUGUCUAGAGCCUAGGCCACAGUCAUCAACAUGGGCUUUGUUUAGGGAGAUGGGUAUACAUUUAAGCAGCAACCCACAAGCCCAUGUCUCUGAAUGAUUUUGGUGGGUCAAUAGAUUUUCUAGACAACUCCACUUUCAUCUAAACAAGAUGUCGGGCAAAUGCCAAACUGUUAGUAGAACAAAUGAGGGUAUCUGUUGUCAAAGCAUUGGAAGAGUAAAUGUGGGCAUAUGUGGUCAAACUGUUAAGAAAAUAAAUGUGGGCAAUUCUGGUCAAAUCUUUAUUAGAAUAAAUGUGGGCAUUAAUUGAGGUCAAACCAUUUUAAAAUAAAUAUGGUCAUAUGUGGUCAAAUCUUUACUAGAAUAAAUGUGGGCAACUGUGGUCAAAUAUUUUUUAGAAUAAAUAUGGACAAUUGUGGUCAAACCAUUGUAGAAUAAAUGUUGGCAGUCUUAAUUAGAAUUAAUGUGGGCGCUUGUGGUCAAAUGUUUAGUAGAACAAUGUGGGCCAUUGUGGUCAAAUGUUGAGUAGAACAAUGUGGGUGAUUGUGGCAAAAACGUUUAGUAGAACAAUGUGGGCAUAUUUGGUCAAAGUGUAAGUAGAAUAAAAGCGUGCGACUGUGGUCUAAUUGUAUAUAGAACAAAUGUGGGCUACUGUGGUAAGUGGAGUAAAUGUGGGCAUAUUUGGUCAAAACAUUAAACUAUAAUUCCGAGAAGAUAUUCCUUUCAUUCUAUUGGUACUCUGCUAAAACCCAACCAGCAUGCACCCAUGCAUGCAUUGCAAAGAUUUGUUUCAGAAUAUCUGUGUCAAUAAAAUGCGCAGUUAUCAUUCCAUUCUUAAUAUUCAUCAAAUUUUAAUUAAAUUACUGUUUAACAAUAUAAUGCAUAGAACUGUUUCCUGUAUUAAAUUAUAAAUAUCCUGACAAUGUGUGAUGUGUCAUUGACAUUCCAUGAAUGGAAGUAAAUCAAUUACACAAAUAAAGAUUAAGUAUUGUUAACAAUUGGUUGGAAUGUCUUUCAACUGUUUGUUGCAGACUGCACAGGCUUAACCUUAGACAACACUUUAUGCAUAUGCAUUAUGCCCAGGUUUCCCAAAACAAGGCUAAAUUGUUUCAGCAUAUAUGGCACUUGACUGAUUUGUCUUGCAUAACAAAUAGCCACUGAUACUUUUGAGUAUACAAAACACACACUAUCUAUGAAGUUGUUAAAAAAAUACAAGACAUUAUGAUGUGCAAUAUAAUUGUGUUAAUAUCAAUAUUUUAACAUUUCAUUGUUGAUUGCAAAAACAUGUUUGUUGCAGAUUUUCUUUUAAUUGAAAAUCAAUGUUUAUAGCUUUGUAUUGAUUCUACUAUGCUACAAGUAUAUAAUGAUGUUGUGAAUUUUUAUGUCCCCCACCAUUAUAGUGGUCUGUUGGUUGGUUGGUCUGUUGGUUUGCGCCAACUUUAACAUUUGCAAUAACUUUUGCAAUAUUGAAGAAAGCAACUUGAUAUUUGGCAUGCAUGUGUAUCUCAUGGAGCUGCACAUUUUGAGUGGUGAAAGGUCAAGGUCAAGGUCAUCCUUCAAGGUCAAAUGUCAAAAAAACUUAAUCAAAGCAGCGCACAAGGGGACAUAGUGUUUCUGACAAACACAUUUCUUGUUUUUUAUUUGUGUGUGCUUGUUAACUUAUUUGUAUGGGAUCAAACUAAAACAAUUUUCAAGAAGUGGAUGAAUUUAGUUUCAGUUGUUAAUUGGUGCACAUAUAAACUAACCCUAAUGUGUACUUGAUUGUGGAGCCUGUUUUCAGUCAUCUUAAUAAAGCUAACAUAAUUGUCUUAUGAAAAAGACGUGAUUCCAAUUAACUGAAACUCUUUAUAUGUUGCUUAAUUAUCUUAAUGUUUUAUCUUGGAAAGACCAUUUAUGAGGUAGAAACCAGAUCUUUUAUAUUAUUUUUAGUAAACUCACCAUGUCAAUUUCACACAAUGGGGUCAAUGCUGAAAUAUGGGCAUUUUACAGCUUGCAAAGACUGUUAUUUUUCAUUAGAUAAUGAUGUUAUUACAUGUUUGCCCUGAGAUGAUAUAUAGAGAAUAUAUCCCAAGCUCCAAGUCUAACUUAUUUUUUUUAUAAAGAUUUACAAUAUCAAUGUCAUUCUUGACAGCAGACAGCACAUGUUGUAAUCAGGCAUCUUGUAUUAUUUUUCAAUAUGAUUGCAUUAACAGUGAAUUGUCCUUUAUAUUUGUUUAAUGUAUAUUUAUGUAUGUAUGUCUGCAACGACUUUUUUUCACAGAACAUGUUUUUUAUUGUAUGAUACCAUACGAGUAUAUUUAAAAUUUAGCCAGGUCAUGCAAAAAUGGCUCUUACGAUGCAAUAUGACCAGCCUUGCACCCGAUCAGCCUCCAUGGAUCAGACCAGCCUGCGCAUCCUCACAGUCUAGUCAGGAGCUUCAAGAUCCAGAAUCCUUGCUUGACUAAAGCAGACAUGGUAGCUCCUGACUGGACUUCACAACUGCGCAGGCGGCCACAUACGGCAUAAGACCUAUUUUGGCAUGACAAGGCUUAUUUUAAGACUAUCAGCAUUUUAAGAAUAUCAAAGCUUUCCAAAGGACUGUAGUUCUGUAUUGUGUUAAAGUGUUUUGGUAAAUCAGAAUGCAAAUGUUUAUAAUUGAGUCAAAACUAACUCAUAUUUUGUUGAUGUAAUUUAAUGUCAAACUAGUUGUUUUAUUUUUUAACCUUAAUGGGAAAAAUGACAAGCUUUCCCUGUAAACAUGUGUUACAUUGGUUUACACAAUUUAGGGUGUUUAAACAAAGGAUGCAAGUAAGUUGUUUUUCUUUUUUUAGAAAUAAAUUGAAACAAUUGUUUGUUUAAUUAAACAUCAUAUGCAUGUAAAUUGCAUUUCAAUGUUUUAUUUGUCCAGUCUUUUAGCAACAGGUGCAUGUAAAUUGCUUUUAGUAAUUCACAUUCUUGAAAAUAUUUCUUAUUGUUUUGUUAAUGUAUUUAAUUGAACAUAUUGCUAUAAAAUAAACUUCUUGACAUGUUA